Messenger RNA from Nelumbo nucifera (sacred lotus), 708 nucleotides. RefSeq lists its product as uncharacterized. Lineage: Eukaryota; Viridiplantae; Streptophyta; Magnoliopsida; Proteales; Nelumbonaceae. The record is from RefSeq and is a predicted model, not a curated record.
UUCUCGCCUUCCUAGACUAAAACUUUGUUUCCGUCAUUGAAAAUUGAAAGAGGACAAGGUUCGGUCAACAGUUGUACUGGGGAUAGGGGAGAGCAAGGGAUGAGUUCGUCGGGUUCGACGAAGAAAGCUUGGAUCGUAGGGGCGAGCGUUGGAGCAGUUGAGGUCCUGAAGGAUCAGGGGUUCUGUAGAUGGAAUUACACUAUCCGGUCGCUGCACCAACAUGCUAACAACAAUCUGAGAUCAUAUUCACAGGCGAAGAAGCUCUCUUCUUCCUCUUCUGCAAUGAAGAAAACCACGAAGAGGAUGAAGCAGACGGAGGAAUCGCUGAGGAAAGUCAUGUACUUGAGCUGCUGGGGUCUCAACUGAAGCGAAGCUGAGACUGAGAACGGGUUCAGUUGGAGUCUUUGGAGAGACAGAACACCAAAGAGAAUAUACAUGAACAAGCGAUAUGUUGAGCGUCACUGUGAUUUCUGUUCAGAGUUAUAACUUGUAAUUAUUUAAAAUACAAAUAUAUCAAUAUACUGAACAUUUUGAUCAAAACAAAGUCUCUGGCUUGUCAAAUUGGUUAUCUUAGCCUGCGAUCAUGUAGGAUAUCCCAUUCAUUUUGGCGACAUGAUCGCCUUUCUUAUGUAGCUAUAAAAAGAAAGGAUUUCUCUGUUUAAUUCGUUAUGUAUAUGGCGUGUAUUGAUGAAUCAGUUUUAAGAAUCU